This is a messenger RNA of Acomys russatus (golden spiny mouse), 1609 nucleotides long. RefSeq names its product LIM domain binding 2 (gene Ldb2). Gene Ontology annotation, cellular component: nucleus; transcription regulator complex. The record is from RefSeq and is a predicted model, not a curated record. The transcript has 9 exons. Gene Ontology annotation, biological process: nervous system development; negative regulation of transcription by RNA polymerase II; positive regulation of transcription by RNA polymerase II. The coding region runs from base 183 to 1178 and encodes 331 amino acids. Lineage: Eukaryota; Metazoa; Chordata; Mammalia; Rodentia; Muridae. Gene Ontology annotation, molecular function: LIM domain binding.
CGCUAUAGAGGGCUCCCACAGCACUUCCCAGCCAGUGUGUUCAGCCUGCCUGCUUGCCUGCCUCUGUGUGCGCGCGAGCGUGUGUGCGUGCGUCUACUUUGUACUGUGAAGAACACAGCCCAUGUGCUCUGCAUGGACGUUCCUGAUACUCUGCUCAGCUUGAUUUUCGACAAGCAGGCAAGAUGUCCAGCACACCACAUGACCCCUUCUAUUCUUCUCCUUUCGGCCCAUUUUAUAGGAGACAUACACCAUACAUGGUACAGCCAGAGUACCGAAUCUAUGAGAUGAACAAGAGACUGCAGUCUCGUACAGAGGACAGUGACAACCUCUGGUGGGAUGCGUUUGCCACUGAAUUUUUCGAAGAUGAUGCCACAUUAACUCUUUCAUUUUGUUUGGAAGACGGACCAAAGCGAUACACUAUCGGCAGGACUCUCAUCCCCCGUUAUUUUAGCACCGUGUUUGAAGGAGGGGUGACCGACCUGUAUUACAUCCUCAAACACUCGAAGGAAUCCUACCACAACUCAUCCAUCACGGUAGACUGCGACCAGUGUGCUAUGGUCACACAGCAUGGGAAACCUAUGUUCACCAAGGUAUGCACAGAAGGCAGGCUGAUCUUGGAGUUCACGUUUGAUGACCUCAUGAGAAUAAAAACGUGGCACUUUACCAUUAGACAGUACAGGGAGCUGGUCCCCAGAAGCAUACUAGCCAUGCACGCACAAGAUCCUCAGGUCCUGGAUCAGCUGUCCAAAAAUAUCACCAGGAUGGGUCUAACAAACUUCACCCUCAACUACCUCAGGUUGUGUGUAAUACUGGAGCCAAUGCAGGAACUGAUGUCAAGACACAAAACCUACAACCUCAGUCCUCGAGACUGCCUGAAGACCUGCCUGUUUCAGAAGUGGCAGCGGAUGGUAGCCCCACCAGCAGAACCCACACGGCAACCAACAACCAAAAGGAGAAAAAGAAAAAACUCAACGAGCAGCACUUCCAACAGCAGUGCGGGGAACACCACCAACAGCGCCGGCAGCAAGAAGAAGACCCCGGCCGCGAGCUUGAGCCUGUCCAGUCAGGUACCUGGGCUAGGAGCCAUCCCGAACUGCAGCCUCAACCCUGGGAGGGAUGGAGACCUGUGUCAUUCAGCAGCAGUGACCCCUUCUGGCCAAUUUAAGGAGAAGCAUUGAGGGGCCCUGAAAGGAGUCACUUCCAGUCCUCCUCAGAGAUUGCUAGCAUUGCUCGUUCUCCGGUGUCAGGCUGCGCACUAAGGACAUAAACUCGCGUGGUUGUUACACAUCAGGAGGCGAUGUUUAUUUCCUGUAGAAAUCCAAUAUGCGUCUCGGCCCCCCCGACAUUGAGACUUGACCCGGUUGUACAGCGCACACAAGUGUGUCUGUCCUAGGUCCCCCGAGCUCCUCCCACUGUUGUUUUAAGCUGAGCUUCUCUCCCCUAAGGUUUCCCUGUAAUAAUGUCAGCUGCUGUUCACAGGAUGUGAUGGUGGUAGGAGAGCCAACUCUGAUGGGAGGUGAGUUUGGGGACGAGGACGAAAGGCUAAUCACUAGAUUAGAAAACACGCAGUAUGAUGCGGCCAACGGCAUGGACGACGAAGAAGACUUCA